CCGAUCGGCACACGUAUUUCCUUAGGACUGUUUUCUAAAUUAGCAUAUUAUAUGUUAAGUAAAACUUGAGACAUUCUCUUGCUAAAAGUAUUUUAAAACACCUGCUUUCAACUGUCUAAAUUGCUUAAAUGGUGAAAUGAUGAGCAAGCUUGACUUGUGGUUUAAAAUAUUUUUAGCCAGAGAAUGACUUAAAUUAUGUUCUACUAUGAUCUAUCCUGGCUGCAGUGUCUUGGCAUUUUCAAAGUUAUGCUAGUUUGGUAUUGUGUCUCACAGGAAGAUUUGAAUAUACAGAUGCCUAUAAAUUUUUUAACAGAGCCUAGAAUGAGGUCCAGAUUGAGGGCUAUGUUAUUUGUAAUAUCCCUUUAAGGAGAACAUUAUCUUUUAGACUCAUCUGCAACACUCAUCGGUGAAGCAAAAGAUUGCCACGUCACAGAGAAGGCUACUUCCAAGACAACGAAAACUUCCAAGAACUCUGGGAAAACAAACCACAAUAAGAAAAGUCCAAGUAAAAGUUCAUCUUCAAAGGAUGUGCAUGUUGGAAACAAUCUUUCUUUUUCAGGGAGCAUGGCAAAUAUAUCAACACCUUCUUCAUCAGAUUUAGUAGCAAGAACUUUAUGCACAGGAGUUAGCAUUUCACCUUUUUUGGCAAAGAGUAGCGGAGGCUAUGUUGGUCAAAACCCUUAUAAAGUUUCGCAUCAAAUGGCUCCCAUGCAGCCAGUAACCAUGGCAAUUCAGCAUGUUCCUAAAAUAGAUAAAGUGUUUACAUGUAGUUACCAACAGAAUGUGUUGAACAGUGUUAGUAAUUCAGGUGUAGCUGUGAUUGACUCUGUGAAAGACCUCUCCCUUGGACCUCAAAGGAAGGUUGCAACAUCUGUCGUGAGUUCUUUCAAUCAGCCCAGGUCAGCUCCUGGCUUUAUUAAGCAACAGAAUGUUCACACUAGAUUGCCGCAGAAUCCACUGCCAUACCAAGCAAUCCAGAAGGUUAUCUUCCCAAGUGCAAACAUCGCCUCCCAAGCCGAGCAAAGGGGGCCAUCUUUUCAAAGUUUGAUGUUGUCAAGUUCAUCAACACCACCAACAACUGGAGGAAACCUUUCAACUGUUGUAGGAAUGGCACACCAAAGUCAAAUGAGUUUUCCUGUCACAAACUUUAGCCAGGCAUUUUCACUGCCAACUAGUUGUCAGAUUACGACUACACAGAUGUCUGCACCAGAUCCUCAAACAAGUCAGCAGGUUGUCUUGUCACAGCACUGGUCAAACCAGAUUGUGCCAGGAAGACUGCAAGCUCCAACAAUGCAGGAUGACUUCUUGCUCCAGAUGCUUCAGGAGAACAAAGAACCCCCAGUUCAGCUUGGAGCCCAGUCUCAAGCAAACAGCGCAUUGCCCAGUUUAGAUCACGUGAUAACUGACCCAGCCUGGGCGAUGACCAUUGGCAUGUGACCAUAGCAGGCAUGGCUGCAUGGCUGACUCGCCCACCUUUUUCAAGUAGUGUCUCUCUGCUUUCCUCUUUUUCUACGAUUUGCAUUUUCAUAGAAUUCUUUUAAACAGAAAUUUCUUUUUAAAUAACCGUUUUUUUUUUUAUAAUACCUCAAAAGGUGUUUUUAAAGGUUAUUACGUCAACAAAUUUUUACUGAUUUACAGCAACUUGGAACUAGACAAAAUAUUUUCUUACUAACAGACAUUAAGUCUUACCUUUUUCCUUGAUGUUUUAAAAACAAAACCCAAAGAAACCAACUCAAAGUAUUCAAGGUUAUCUUCUUAGACCAAUCAACUUGUUAGAAACAUUUCUUUGCCUCCAAAAAAGGAGUUAUUGACGCACCAAGUGACGUCACCAACUCCUUGGCUUAUAAUUGAUGUAGUUAGGAUUUUAUACCUUGUAGGAUUGUACCAAAUCGAACGGUUACCCGGGCUCGUGUUCUCAUUGGUGUGCCUUAUUUUAAAAUUUUCUUGAUUUCCUUUUUUGUUUUACUUUAUUUACGAUAGCCGCCGUGUUUGUUUUGACGUGAUAAUUUUGCGCAUGAUUUCUGAGGGGGCAAAUAAGUUAAAAUCAGCAAAUUUUACCUGGUUUCUAUUAUUUCAGAUAAUAUCAACGUAGCAGAAUGGAAUCAGCACUCCAUAAUUUGGCUCUCAAAAAAGAUUUUGACAGAAAUGCCUCACUAUUGGGACAAGGCAAUUUUCCGAGAACUGUCUUUUUUCCAACGUUAUCCCCCUGCGAGACCGCAUGGCUAAUUAGCACGAUAACUUGAAAAACAUUAUGGCGGCUAUUGUGAAUAUGGUCAGGAGAGGAUGAAGAGUGAGAGAGUGUUUAUCCCCAUAUAAGGCUUAUUCCCAAGGUAAUCCUUCUCAAGUUAUUGUUAUACAUGGUACCCAGUUCUUCAGCAGAUAUUGUUACCACGCGUGUUGCGUGGAUGUUUUCGUGCAGGAUUAAAACGCGUGUAAAGCCGCUUGGACUGCCCACGUGAGCAAAAUCCGCAUCACAUGAUUGGAUGUUUUCUAGACCCCCUUGGGAUGACUGGGAGUGGUCUGAAAUAAUCUGAAAAGGAUUACUUUAGGAGUAAGGCGCAUAUGGGGAAUUAAUUGUUAUCCUUCGUCCUCUCUUGAUAAGGUCUUGUGGUUUGUUUUUGUCGCGGCUGUCUUUAUCGUGUCUGCCAUCUUUAUUGUGUCUUUUAUGUGUCUGCAAUUCACAGCUAGGCUUCUUAUUUGUAUUUCAAAGUAACACUCUUUUUCCUCAGCAGUGCUUUUGCUUGCCUGCGAGAUGCGCUCUUUGCUAAGCUCAUCAUGGACAAUGGCAAAAUGCUGAAGGAAGAUAUAUUGAAAUAAUAAAUUUCCAAACAUAAAAAUAUGAAGUUUUUUCAUCCUUUUAAUCGUCAACGUUCCUUCAGUUGGUGGCCUACUACUAAUCUACUAGUCGUUUAAAACUUUUAAGUUGAAAGUAAAUUAUUCAAAUAUCCUUCAUAGACAUAGCGGCCGCCAUUUUGCUAACAACCGCACACUCGCAAUCUACAACAGAAGAGAUACAUAGUAACGUAGCCAAUCAGAGAACGACAUUCGAGAUAGAACGCUAGUAGAUUCAUACUAAAAGGUUUCAUACUCGUCCAUAGCCCUGUGUAAUGCCUGAGAUUUUAGGUGUUUAAAAACCUACUCAAACAUUUAAAAUUUGUUUCUUGUUAGUGUCUUUGCAUCACCGUUUGCCCAAACCGUAUAUCUACAGGAGAAAGUGAAGACUUGCAAGGGGAAAUUUCAGUGAUGUUAGUCGCACUUGUUUGAUUGCUUGCUUUUGUGGUUGGAAGCGGCCAUAGCUAUAGGAACAUAUGAUUGGCUGUCGGUAUUCCAAUCGUAGCAAACUCGUGCUCCGUCAAAGGAAGGCCGCUUUUUUCACUAUUCGGGAAACCUGGGACCGAGGAGGUUUUGCUUCUUUCGGUCACGUGAAACCAAGAAGACAAAGGAGCUCUGGGUAAAAGAAUGCGCGAUAGCAAAAUGCAUGGAAAACGAAAAACGGACAACAGAAUCCUGCGUCGGUUUUCAGACCGCAAUUUAAAACCGUCAAAAAAAAACCUCACAGCAUAUAAUAAUAAUAAUAAUAUGAUAUAAUAUACAGUAGAUUGCUUACCAUUCAGCCAGAAAAUCCGGAAAUUCCGGUUGAAAGUCAAAGGGAACUGUAAUUUUUAAGAAAAUCUGUUCGGAAAUUGUUGACUACCUCCAGAGAUGAUCUUCCUUACCAUUUGCUAAAUUUUCCAGUUUCCAGUCUCUCAUCAGCCGAAACAAUUACGGGAAAUCGAGUUGUAAAUGGUAAGCGCCAUCUCGUUCGGUUGGUUUGCUGAUUUGGAAAAAAAGCAUUGCCAUUAUUCAACGGUGAUCCCAAACGGUUCAUUCUGAGAGUUGGUAAGCACCCAUAAACUCAACCAAACACUUUUCUGUUUCAUAUUUUAUUUCUCCAUUAUUUUCCUGUUCAUCGCUUUCAGUGGGUGGCCCACAAAAAGGACUAGCUGAAAGUAUGACAUGUUAAACUCUCUUUUGAUCUGCCAGCAAAUCUGAGAGGUGAAAAUUGCGUGCUGUCAGAAAUCGCACUCUCACCCUCUCUCACGCACGCAAACUUGUGAAACUGUUUAACUUCUAAGUGACACCUAUCGUAGAAUCUGGCUCGUACCUUAGUCCACUUUCAAAUGUUUUCUUUGCAUUUCUCACUUUCGCGUGGCAAAGCGCAAUUUGGUGUUUUUAACUUCCGUGACUUCAGAUUUAUCAGUGACAUCUUUCACCGUAAGCGCGGCCAGAUUUCAAAUAAUGACAGGUCGAAUACAUUGAACAUCACAGUCACAACUUAGAGUCGUUUUGUCUUUUUAAGGCAUGUUGCAGGUGUAAUGUUGAUACUUCACUCUGAAGAAUAGACUCACAAAUAGCAUGCUUCCAUUAUCCUAAUGAACACUGAUUUAAACCCGCCGUGAAACUUGGGGACAAAAGAUUGUAUCAAGGGACUCUGCACGAUUUGAGAAACCUACUGAAAUCAGUGACUGAGAACCUAGUUUAUUGGCAAAAUUUUGAUUCGCUGGAAUCAAAACUAUUAUCUAUACCGUGCAUUUUGUUUUAUAAACUCCACCUCGGAGAUUUCUUUCUCAAUCUCUCAGCCUACUAUAAAUAGAAGUUCCUGGUAUAACGAAGGAACAAUGGUUCAGUUUAGCUGGCGUUCUUCGAACCGAAGAUCAACGCGAUCAGUGUUGAAGUCACCUUGCUUAUAGAAGUUAAUCUAUGAUUUCCAUUGUGUACCGCAUUUUAUUGUGUACUAAGAAAGGAUUUCAUGUUUGUCCUUUUCAAAGUAACAUUUUCUGUUGCCAUGUGAAAAGUCAGUGAUUCCUCUUUGUUCUUUUUCGAUGUGAUUUCGCUUUGUUCGGGGGCGGCCAAGCACAUUUUUUUGUCCAUUUUACAGAGCAUAAGAGGUGCUAAUUGACUGCACCUGCCGGUUACCUCAAAAUAUUGGAAUAACUGCAUCGAGGAAAACUUCCCCCUUUCAUGGGAUUUCCGCUGUACCAGUCAUCCUGAAUACAAGGACAAAACACCCAGCGGUGGAAAAGAAACCAUUUUGGGUUUCUAGCUUACGAGCAUCGCUUCGCGAACUAAUUGAACAAACAAGAUUAACCAGUUGGCCAGUUUACCUUUUUUAAAAUGCAGUUGUAAACAAUCAAUCUUUCCUUGUUAUUGCUCUUCUGUUUUUGUUUUUUCAACUGCCUAACGUUUAAUAAAUGUCCUGCUACGUAGUCCAUGUGCUUGUUUUCGAUAUAGUUUUCCUUUUUAUCAUGUUAAUUUUUUGUGCUAAACAUGCGGAGCCUAACAACAUUAUCUCAGUUCAGGAACAAGGAAGCCGUUUCAUUCGACGGGCUGUUAUUUAAACUGAAAAAAUAAAACGGCAAAAGAGCGUUUGAGAUAUUUGUCUUGAAAAGCGCGAAACAAAAGCUUAAUUUAAGGUCGCCGUUUUCCAGGUGAAUUAAAAAAAGCGUGUGCAAUACAGAGCAACGGCUAGAAUUUACAAAAACAGGUAUCAAACAACGCAGGCUUUUGAUGCAAGCAGCGCAGCCCCUUUUUCCCCGUGGAUCCUCCGUAAUGCUAAUAUGGAUACUGCCGACAUAUGGAAUUUUUCAUUUCGAAACAUCUGCCUUCAAAGCAUAAUAUUAUAGCGACUUUAUUGUUGUGUUUUGAAAAGGCACAUUAUUGACCUAUUUUCCUGUAUGCCUUUGUCUUGCCAUUCUUUAAGCUUGUUUUUCGCUUGAACAACCGCCAUUAAAAAUUUACCUUUAGUUCCUCACUGACUAUAAACCGAUGACUAUCGAAAAUGGUGCAUUUUUUUUGUUCAAGAAGUCAUUGCGUAUACUCGAUACUUUUGUCAAUCAGCCGACACCACAGAUCGACGCGAAAUUUCGUUGUUCCUUAAUUUUUCGUCGAUAUAUGAUUAACGAACUAAACAAAGACGCUAUGUUGCUAAACACUCGUUAAGGACUGACACUUGACUGUUAAGGCUGUUAAAAGUACAUUUUAAUAAUUUGUUGAAGUAAUGUUGAGAAAACCACUCCUGAAAUUUAAGAUCAACUUUGAAGGUAGACAACGUCUUGAGCGACUAAAUGAUGUAGGUAAAAUCAAAGUACAAAAAAAAAUUCCGUGAAACCCUUCGUGAUUAUGAAUAGAUUAUCGUUGAAUGACACAACCUUACAAGUAAUAUGCGAAAAAGGUACGAAAUGCUCUUUGACUAUUGCAUUUUUUGUCGGCUUCGAUUUUUUUUUAACAUGCGGUCUAAAUUUAUUUCGUGGGUGUAAAUAACUUGAAAGAGUGUGAGCUUCUGUUUUAUAUGUGGGACAGAGUUUGAGAAAAGCCAUUAAAGCAAGAGCUAAACAUACAAAAUACCACCUGCCGAACGCAAUUUACACUUGGCUGCUUGUCCGAAUUUUGAUCGUUAAAAAUAAUUAGGAAACCCACCGCGUUUAGCUUUCGCUUGGAAUUUUGGUGGUCGAAAAUCCUUUCCGUCUCAAAUAGCAGUAAAUUUCCCUCAAAGUUGAGUUGAAAUGGGCUUUUUCUUAAUUCUCCAAUAACGCAAAUAACUGUAGAACGGCAAGCAAGAUGAACAACUGUCUGUCACCUUGAUCCAACUUGCUUAUUUGUCUCGGUGUGUGUGUAGAAUUAACAAAAAUAUUGGAGUGCAGGUAGAGUCAAAGUUUGUCUUUACAACAGUGUAUAAGAGUGUUUAAUAGUGGUCUUACUGAGGAGGGCAGAAAAAAUAUGUCUGCUGUGCUGGAAUGGAUAAAUAACUUUAUUUUCGUAUCAAGUGCGCAGCAAAAACAACAAACAGCAAAUAACCCAGCAAAAAAAACAUGCUAACGGGCAGUCACUUGACUUUGACAAAAGUUAACGACAUACUCGAUUUUUGAGUGGUGAAGAACUGCGAACACCUGCCAAAGUCUGUUCUCUGAAAGCUAAAAUACCCGACACAAACACACAAUUUAUUCAGCUUAGAAAUGACAGCACCCUUGAGCUGAAAGCUUUGACAAGAUGCAAAUGGGACACGGUUUUAAUUUUGGUAUACUGCUAAAAUUCAAUUUGCAACAGAAUAACGCGCGAACUCGCCUGCGGACAGUCGUGUGCGAAUAUUUGCUAAAAACGCGGGCUAUUAUUUUCUGCUCGUCCAUUUAGUUUAAAUCUUUUUCAACCAUCAUCUCUCGUUGUCCGAAGCGCCGAGUUAUUUUUAACCACAAAAUAAUCAUCCAGCUAAAAGUCUACGAUGCAUUGUCUUAAUUCAAUGAUGUCUACUAGUUUUAGCGAUAAACACAAACCAUCGUGGUACCAUAAUUUCUUAAACUGCAGAAAUAGUUUUGACAGUUCAGUUUCAUCGAGUGCCUGGCGUUAUUUUGGGAGAAUUUUAAUAACAUAUCUUCCAAUUAACUACAGACCAUCUAUUGAAAGAGAAAGCGAUAACAUACGACGCAUAAAAAAAUUGACGAUUUGAAGAUAAAAUCUUUUCCCCGUUCUUACAAUUUUAAGCCUCUGCAUGCACGAAAAAACAACGCUUUUAGAAUGUUUUACUUUGUCUUUAGAAAGAGCAUUUUCCUUGUUUCUUUCUCUCAACUGGACCUAAACUGCGCGCAAAAGGUGAACUUGUUAAUAAAAACCAUGUAAUGAAAAAUUGAUGAGACAGGCCUUUUUACAUCUCCACCUCGUGGUAUGAUAACUCUGUUUAGCGAAUUGUUUUGAUUUCCUUUUGUUCGGAUAAACCUCCUAAUCGCUUCUGCCGCUUGAAAGAUUAAAGAAAUAGCAUUCUUAAUGUCACAAAUAAUUUUGAGCGUUUAUUUUCCUUAAAGAAACAAAAUACCGUAUUUAUUUUGGGACAAUCGUGUGCGCGUUUGAAAACUGCUUUAAACCUUGCGGUUGGGCAAAUGGCAUACUCCUUAAAAAAUAAUUACGGCUCUGAAAAAAGCUUAAACAAAGCAGUGAUAAACUUGUGAUGGCCAUUUGAUAAGACAUGUCUGUGUUCGCAAGCAGCUGUACACAUGCCGCAGCCAAACUGCGUCUCCAAAAUUUGUGCGAAUUCACUUUUAUUUGGAUAUCAAAAUAU
Molecule: messenger RNA, 8086 nt
Organism: Orbicella faveolata
Lineage: Eukaryota; Metazoa; Cnidaria; Anthozoa; Scleractinia; Merulinidae
Source: RefSeq, a predicted model, not a curated record